UUAUGGGCUUGGUUAGAUCUCACACUUUUCCUUUGUGUCCAACUACAAAAAUGCCACCUUUACAGUUAGGUCUGCCAAACCCCUCCCCCAUAAACCCAAGCUCAUCUCCUCACCAUGCUCGACCUUCCACAAUACCAAACACACCACGACCUCAAUGUCGUCGACAUCGACGAGAAGCUGAAGUCCACCAAUCUCUAUCACCAUCCUGUCCAAGUCAUUGAGCUCGUCGAAUGUACUGCCCCACCACGUCGCAUAGCUGAUUAUUCCUAUGCCUCCUCGUCGUAUACGUCCUCUGACGACGACGAAGAACUCGAAUGUUCUUCCUACUGCUCUUCCGAAGACCCGCUAGAAGCCACUUCGCCACACGUCUUAUGCGAUAAACAAGGGGUACCCCAAUUCUCUUCGGAUACAUAUUCCCUAAGAAUGAAGCGGAUACUUUCGUGGCGGAAGAACUUCUCGUCUCACUUGGGUUCCACGCUGUCCGAACCCUCCCUUUCAUCGUCACUGAAAAGGAAAAUAUCGUCGUAUUGUGGCGACGAUUACGGUGAAGAUGACGUGGUCUCACAGUCAUCUAAACGAUCCCGGUCACACUCUUCCGAAGGUAGUAGCUCAAGCUCACUGGGCUCUGUUUCGUGUCCAGCAUGCGACACCUUCUUUGAUGACCUGCAGAGUUUGCGUCAACACGGACGGGAAGCUCAGGCUGGUGCCAACGAAGCGUGCAUCACUGCUGUUGACUAUGCCUUUGAGUGAAAGAAGUGAAGUCGAAACUCGGGGAGCAGGGUUCCCCUUCCUUGACAGCUUCAUUUCACUAUCUUGUUCUCCCCACCACCCAUCCUGUCACGAUCAUGCCACGGCCUUGUCGCUCUUGCUUUAUGCCCCACGCCCCUCUGCCCCACACUCCGCUCCCUCUCAAGCCUGUCCAACAUUUCUCAUCGGCACAUCGCCACGCCACACACCUUGCAUCUCCCCCAUCCCUGUGUAUAUUAAUCAUCAUCGGUUUCGUUGCACUGUAUUCACAUAUCUCACAACCCACUUUCAAGUACAUAUUAGCCAACUUACUAACAUCAUCAAUCUUCAUAUCUUGAUUAGUUUUAUUCUAUAACUCCUAUGCUAUAAUAUCCCUUACAGCGAUCUAUACUUCGCGCGCGACAUGAACAUGUAUACAUCUCAUAGACUCGGCACGGGUACACGAGUUAAAUUCUAUCCUAUUCACCCGUUUUUCGCUUGGCA
Marasmius oreades (fairy-ring Marasmius) is the source of this 1230-nucleotide messenger RNA. RefSeq lists its product as uncharacterized. Bases 115 to 750 code for a protein of 211 amino acids. The transcript has 3 exons. NCBI's taxonomy places the organism in Eukaryota, Fungi, Basidiomycota, Agaricomycetes, Agaricales, Marasmiaceae. The record is from RefSeq and is a predicted model, not a curated record.